UUUAGAUAUUAUUUCUAGAUUUAAUAUACUAUUAAUAUACUAGUAGACUAUAUAUAUAUAUAUACCUGUGGUCAUUGGUAUCUAUGGCCGUGAUUUGGAAUAGUUAAUGCAUUUUUAUCCAUUCUGUGUUACAUCAAACAAAGGGGCAACAUAUAGGCAAAUUAUUUACAGUCUUGAGGGGCACUGAUAAGAAAUUGUUGCCACUCUUUGUAAAGAUUGUUGUUUUUAGUUUUUGAUAUUAGAGAAUAGUGAUCAGUGUCCAGUGAUAUAGGGUAUUUAGUAUUUACCUUUCUGUGGUCAUGUAGGUACGUGUAAAAUUAAAAAUAUAUAAUGUACAAAAUACACUAAGUGAACCUGAAAUAUUUUACAUAAUUUGCAUACCAUUUAUCUAUUUAUGCAAAUAUACAAUUUUAGAUAUGCUUAUUACAUUCAUCAGCACGUUAGACAUAUGAUCAUUUUCUUCUUAUUUAAAACGCGUCAGGUUCACUUAGGUAUGAUUGAAGUACACAAACAUAUAUUUUAAGAAUGGUCCACUUGUUGGCUAGUUCAAUUCAAAGUCACUACGUUUUACUUUAUUAAUAACAGUUUUUUCGAAAAUUAAUCAAACGUACCUAUUAAAAAUGACUGAUUAUUCAAGAUUUGAAGAUGAUAUCAUUAUAAAUUCAUAUCAUUCCCAAUCGCCCAGUAAGUAUCAUUUGUGUUUCCUAAAUUUUGGUUUGUAUUGGCUUUAAUAUAAUUUACACAUUUAUUUAUUUAUUUUUUAAAUAGAUCGCAACGGAGAUGUCCCAUUAUGUGUUAAUGAUACAACAUUACCAAAUGAAGAUGGUGAAAAUAUAGAUUUAAGAAAUCAUUUUGAUGGGCGUUUAGAUGUGAUAUUUAGCGAUGGUGAUCGUAGAAUUGAUGUUGAUCAAUUUUGGGAGAUGAACUAUCAUGAAGCAUCUAUAUUUCUUGAAGUGAGUACUUUAUUAGUUUCUUGGGUUUUAAGUGUUUCAUAUUAUGAUAUAAAAUCAGGAAGGAGAAAACAAUGAAAAAUUUGAUUCUCAUCCACAUGAACCUGAAGCUCUUCCAGCUUACCUCUUGGUUCAUAAUGACUGGUAUUAUGGAAUGGAUUUGGCUACAUCAUUAGUUUUAAUUGUACUGGCAUUUGCAGAAAAUCCAGCAACGCCACCAUUUCAAGUAUGAACAUUAUUGUAAAUAAUUAUUGAUAUUUUUAUUUUUAUGUUUUCCUUUUAUUUUUUUAUAACAGAUGCCAAUUGCUCUUCACAGUAUUAUUGAACUUCUGGCUCUUGCAGUAAUUGGUCUAGGAUUAGCAUUAAAACUCAGAUGGAUGGGCUGGUUAACAAUUUUGAAACACAAACGAACUAUGUUAAAAGUAAGUUUAAUAUUUGAGAAUUAAAUAAUAUGUAUUUAGAGCAAUAAUUGAUAAUAAUUUAUUUUAUAUUACUUAAUACAUUUUAGUUAACUUAAUUAAUAUUUGUUUGUUCUUAAUUAUAGUGCAUAACAUUGACAAUAAUGAUUGUUGAAGCAUUUAUUGUUUUAAUACGUCAAUCAUCUCAUUUUCGGGUGUCAAGAGCAUUACGGCCAAUUUUCUUAGUGGACACUCAUUACCUGGGUGGUGUUAGACGUUUCAUUCGACAAAUACUUCAAUCAUUACCUCCUAUAUUCGAUAUGUUAUUAUUGAUAUUUUUUUUUGUAACUGUUUACUCAGUACUUGGUUAUUAUUUAUUCAAAAGUACAACUGAUAUACACAAUCAUUUUGACACUUUAUUUAACAGUUUUGUCAACAUGUUUGUUUUGUUAACUACAGCCAAGUUAGUUAAUUUUUAAUUUUAAUAUUAAUAACAAUUAUAACUAGUCAAUUUUUAGUUUUCCAGAUAUUAUGAUGCCAGCAUAUUCAAAAUCUAAAUGGUAUUCAUUAUUUUUCAUCUCAUACUUAUGCAUUGUAUUGUAUCUCCUUAUGAAUUUGGUUAGUUACUAAUUUUUAUCGUAACAUAUGUCAUAAAAUAUCUGUUAUAAUACUAAUUAGCAAUCGUUAAUUAAAUUUUUAGAUGUUGGCUGUGGUUUAUGAAACUUUCACCAGUAUUGAAAGAGACAAAUUCCGAAAAUUAUUAUUGCAUAAACGGCAAGCGUGUAAAAAUGCAUUUAAGCUCUUACUGACCAAAGAAAACCCCAAUCAAAUGGAAUUUACACAGUUUGAAGGAGUUAUGAGAUAUUAUGCACCAAAAAAAAGUAUUAUUAAACCAAUAAAUACACCUAGAAAUUCUAUAUUCGGUAUUAUAUCAUUUGCAGGCAACAGAGAUUUACUAGUAAUGUUUAGAUAUUUGAACACAAGUGGUUCUGGUUCAUUGACUAUUGAAGAAUUUUAUGGCAUAUAUGACUCUGUAAUGAUGACUUGGCAGCCACAAGCAUUAGAUACACCUUGGUAUUUUACAGCUUCCCCAACGGUGCAAAAAAUUUGCCAAACUGCAAAUUCUAUCAUUUCGUGGCCAUACUUUGAUCAUAUAUUUUGUAAUAAAUUUAUAUGUUAAUAAUUGACAUAUUUAAUAUGAUUAUAAGUGUAAACAUUUUUUUUUUUUUAAAUUUUAGAUGUCCUGACUGCUUUAAAUGGAAUUGCAAUGAUUGAACGCGGAAUGCAAUCUUAUCCUAAUUUGUCAACUUCAGUAUUGGCAUUUAGUGCAGGAUGGGAUACUUGUUUUUUCUUAGGAUGUAUGAUUUUAUUUUAUUAAUAUAUUUUUGUUUUACCUUUUUAUAUGACAAGUAAACAAACUUUAAAUUUCAGGUUUUACUUUGGAAGUUGCAUUAAAAACACUUGGCAUGGGAUUAGAACGGUAUUUUUCAUCUGGCUGGAAUUUAUAUGACUUUGUUGUAACUUUUGGAGGUCUAAUUGCUGUCAUAUCACUGCGACUAUUUCCAGAUUUUGUUUAUCUAGUUGUAUUUAGACCUCUUAAACUUUUGCGUCUAUUUAAAUUAAAGAAACGCUAUCGAGACAUUAUUGGCACUAUGGCAAUUUUAUCACCUCUAAUUAAGUCUGCUGGAUGUGUUAUGCUUGUUAUGUAUUACUUUUUUGCCAUUAUUGGCAUGGAAUUAUUUGCUGGUUAUGAUAUGAGAAAUUGUUGCAAGUAAUUAAUAUAGUUUAACUAAGUCUAUUUAAUUAAAAAUAAUAUUAUGAAAUAUAUGAUAUACAUUUUUUUAGUGGUACAAACAUUGAGACAUAUUACAAAUAUACACCAGAUAAGUCUGGUUAUUAUUAUUUGAAUACUUUUCCUAAUUUGGCUGUCAGUCUUGUAACCCUAUUUGAAUUGACUGUUGUUAAUAAUUGGUUUGUUGUGAUGAAUGGAUAUGCAACAAAAGUACAUGCUGCUAGCCGAGCGUACUUUGUGUUAUUUUAUCUCUUUACCAUGGUUGUAUUAACAAUAGUUGUAGCGUCAGUUCUAGAAGCUUUCAGAUUCCGAAUUCAAUAUAAAAAGCAAACUACAAAACGAGAUGGUAAAAAAUGUUUUAUAUAAUUUUUAAUGCAUAAUAUUAAUUUUAAUGAUUUGUAGAGGAAAAACUACUUCAUGAAGAAAUUGAAUUAAAAUGGGAAGAUGUUAUGAAUUAUGUAAAAGAUUUUCAAGCAUUACAAAAAUAUCGAUCUGAUAUGUUUGUUGGUGUUGUGAGUACCUUUCAAAUAUAUGAAUUUGUAUCUUUAAUAUAAUUUUAAUGUUUUUAAGGGUAAAAUAUCAUUUUUGGGAAGUCGACCUAGAAAUCGUCAAGUACUGCAGCGGCGUAUGUAUAGACAUGAAAUAGAGCAAUGGAUGCAAGAAGCCGCUGCUGUUGAUAAGUGACUAUAAAUUAAUACGUUUUUCAACACUAAAGAAAACAAAUUUAAUUUAGGGGAUCUAUUGAAAGGUACCUAAUUAAAUUAACUAACUAUAACAUGUAUACGUUAUCUAAGGCAAAAGUAAUUAUAACACUAACUGCAAUUUUAUUUUUUUUAAACAAUUUAUAAUAUUAUGUGCUAGCAAUUUCACUGUACUCAUGGUACAUACUUUAACAAUUUGAAUUUAUUGUUUCCAAUCCUAAUUUUUUUUUUUUUUUACCAUUUGUUUUUAAACUGUCGAGAAUUAUAUUUAUCACACUUAUCACUUAUCAGGUACUUUAAAGUGAUAGAGAUAUUUCAAAGAAAUUCAUUAACAUUUAAGUAUUACAUUACAACUUAUGAAUCAUCUCGUGAAUCAUAAACAAAAUAUUACAUUAUUCAGUAUUGAUUUUAGUCUGUGAUUAUAGUAUUAUAUUGAACAAAAACGAACAAGUAUUAAAUUUGUUACUAUUUUUUUUUUUUAUGUUUCCUAGUGAAUUAUUUUGUUUUGUAUAAUUUUUUUUUUUUUUUGUUUAGAACUAUUUAUUACUGUUGUAAAUCAAAUAUAUUAUUGCCUGUGAUUAACAUUAUAUUGUAUUCAUUGAAUAUAUUUCAUGAACAUUUAUAAACAAAACAUCAUAGUUGAGAUGUUAAAUUACUCAAUUUUUUAUUAUUGAAUUUAUUUAGCUAAUUAAAUAUAAAACUUAUCAUCAACUAGGUAAUCUAAGCAUUAAAAAAAAAGUAACAGCUAAAAUGUGUUUAGUUUGUACAACUAUUAGUUUCAUGAAAUUAUUUGGUUAUUAGUUCAAAAUCAAAAAGUACAAUAAAAUUAUAAAGGGAACUACUAUAUCAUAUUUAUAUUGGUUUUCUUUUCAAAAUUUUAUUGGAUUUAGAAAUUAAUUUUAUUUUAUAUUUAUAUAACCUGAAAAUGGCUUAGGCCCAAACUAGUAGUUACCUUUAUUAUUUUAUUAUGUAUUUUAUUUUUGAAUUAAUAAUCCUUUAAUUUUUAUAAUAUUUUAAUCAAGUAUAAAAUUUACUAUUAUUAUAUUAAUUUCAGGUGAUGAUUUAAAGUAAAUUAUUGAGAUUUGAGUGUUAUAUUUAACAGUGCAAUGUUUAAUGGCUAAUGAGUAAUACAACCACAGUAUCAAUAUGUAUUUUAUUUCUAUACCAUCAACUUAACUAAUAAAGAAUAUUAUUAUCUUAUAAUACAUCUGUACAUUCACAAAUUAUACUUUUUUUUAUUUAACUUCUUUAAAUCUGAAUAAUUUAAAUAUUUUCUAAAUACCACCCACUCAUCCAAUAAUAUUAGCAUAGGUCUCUUAUAAAGUUAUAAGUAUUUUUUGAUAUUGAAAAUAACCUUACAUGUUUACAAUGGUAUUUAAAUCAAACCAUAAUAUUUGAUUCUUAUUUGCAUUUUUAAACUGGAUUCCAAAUCAAAAUAGCUUUAAAUAGUAUAGGUAUAAUACAUUAUUAUAUGAUAUUUUAAUAAUUAUGAAUAAACUGUGUGUUUUAUAUAUUACCCCUUUACAGCUUCAAUGAAAAAAAAGCCAUUUACUUACUAUUUUUUCGUAAUUGCAAUAAUACAUUGUGAUCACUUUAAAUAGCAAAUAAAUUACUAUAACUAUAUUUUAGUACAGUCACUAAGUCUUCCUUAAAACCAGUGAAGUAGAACAAUCAUCCAAGUUCCUAAUAAUAAAUUUAAAAUAGAACAAUUAAUAUUCAAUUAUUGUAUAUACAUUUUAUAUAACCAACAUAAUUUUAAACUAUAAACAUUUGAAUACAUUACGAAAAAUUAGUUUUAAAUAGUCGUCAAAUAUCAUUGUAAUAAUAGUUUUAGAUCAAUAUCAAAUAUUUAUAUAUAUGUAUGUGUUGUGUGUAACUGUGCAUGUGUAUUAUAAUAUUUAAGAGUACCUGAACUGUAAAACAACACAUUUUUAACAUAAUUACUUAUUUAUUUAUUAUUGUAGUUUAUUUUAAUCAAAUAUGGUGUUUUAAUAGUAUUAUUAUGGAUAAAACAUUUUUAAUAUUGUAGUAAUUAUGGUUGUUGACUUAGUCUAUUUUUGUUUUAUUAAUUAUUCUUUGUGAUUAAUAAAUUAUGUAUGUAGAUUAUUACUAUGUAUGCAUUUACUUUAUUCUAUUGGUUUAAUUGUGUACACACAAUAAAAAUUUUAAUUUAAAAUAGAUGAUGUAAAAAUUUUUUUUUUGACAUAUCUUUCAAUAAUAAGUAAUUAUACUAACAAAAAAUGUAAAAUUGUUUAUUAACAGUUUUUUUUUUU
Molecule: messenger RNA, 6114 nt
Organism: Cinara cedri
Lineage: Eukaryota; Metazoa; Arthropoda; Insecta; Hemiptera; Aphididae
Source: the annotation of a GenBank genome assembly